Neolamprologus brichardi is the source of this 3608-nucleotide messenger RNA. The record is from RefSeq and is a predicted model, not a curated record. NCBI's taxonomy places the organism in Eukaryota, Metazoa, Chordata, Actinopteri, Cichliformes, Cichlidae.
UGCCUGUGAGAAGCCCCUCAGAGCAUACAGUUAUGAACAUUUAGCCAAAUAAAAGUCGAGUUAACUGAUUUGACUGCUGCGGAGUUUCGCUGCCAGAGCCACGAUGGAGUAAACAGUUGGCAGCGGGGACAUUUGCGAGCUGGUCUGGAUGGAAGCGACGGGUUUACGAGACGUUUUCAAAUGUAUAACGCUGUCUAUUGCAGCAAUGGAGGAUAUUGGUCUUCUCCCUAAACCCACCCCCGAAACUCCAGUCCUCAGACCCACAGUCCCUGAGACUUUUGGGCAGCAUCACAUCCCACCAGACCACCUGCAUGUGGGUGAUGCAAGCAGGAAAUCUGACAUGGACAAAGAUGGAGUGGGUAAAAAACGGUCCCACUCAAUGACAAUAUCUGAGCAGCAGAUGAUCUCCCAAUUUCCUGUACAUCACCAAGCACCUGUGGGUGCUGACACUACACAUCUUAAUACGGUUGCCCAAAAUGGAAACACCAAUUUGGAUAAAGCAGGCGCUGUCAGAAAAAUAACCAAAGCCAAAGUUGCAGAUCCAUUAAAGUGGAAGCAAAACAGGCAGAAACAGCUGAGGAUGGAGGGAAAAUCAUAUGUAAGCAAACGCAAGAAAGAUGGUGAGAUUGUAACCAAACACCCGAGAGCCAUAGGACCAAGAUGCACCUCGGAUGCAUGCAAAAAAGCGACAAAUCGGCUAUGUAGUGAAAUUACUGAAGAAACAAGGAAGAAGGUGUUCAAUGAAUUUUGGCAGCACAUGAACUGGGCUCAGAGAAAGCUCUAUGUAGCAGGACAAGUCGACCGUGACCCUGUGGAAAGAUCUCGGGCUGCGGGGUUGCCUUCAAGGAGAUCAGUGUCACUUCGUUAUCAUUUGAUGGUGGAUGGCAAACGGACACAAGUAUGUAAGAACAUGUUCCUGUCCACGCUUGGGAUUGGAGAGUGGUCUGUGCUCAACUGGGCAACAGAAAAGACUGAAUCAAACAAGAGCAAGUCAGACAAAAAGCCAGUUGUGACUGCCCCUCCUGUAGACAGCAACACUGCAGUAGCUACUCAAGAACACAUGAACGCAACUGACAAAGACAAAAACAGGCCACCAGAAAAAGAGGGGGCAAUCCGAAAGAAAUCCAGAGUUGCAAAACCACUAACAUGGAAACAAAAUCGUCAGAAGCAACUCAGGAUGGAGGGAAAACCGUACACCAGCAAGAGAAAGAAAGAUGGCGCCGCUAUUACUAAAGCUCAAAGGUCAAUGGGGCCAAGAUGCACAUCCGGUGCCUGCAAAAGGGCAUCGAACCGCUUUUGUGCUGACUUUAGUGACGAAACGCGGAGUGGGCUGUUCACUGCUUUCUGGCAGUGUAUGAACUGGACUCAGAGGAAGGUCUAUGUGGCCGAGCUUGUGGACUGUAAUCCGGUGGAAAGAACCCGUGCACCGUGGACUCAGUCUAGAAGAUCAGUCUCAAUGAGAUAUCAUUUGAUAGCAGAUGGCAAUAAAAAACAAGUUUGCAAAAAAAUGUUCCUCUCCACUUUGGGGAUUGGAGAGUGGUCAGUGCUUAACUGGGCCCAGAAUGGCUCCCAGCUAGACGAUUCGGAGGAGAACAGUAAGAAGCGAAUGCAGAGGAAAUCCCGUAAAGCUUCCGAGCAUAUAGUCCUGAAGGAGUUUCUAGAGCGUUUACCAAAAGUGUCAUCUUCCUGUGGUGGAACGUCCAUCUCUAAGCUCUGUCUGGAGCCAGUCUUCUCAAACAUGUCCGAGGUCUACAGGUGCUACUACAGCCACUGCGUAGAUCAGAAGACGGCGCCGCUUUCACGCCAGGUUUUCUGUGCUGUGUUUAAAAAAAUGAAUUUAAGAUUGUGUGACUCCAAAAAGGACCAGUGUUGUUCUUUUGGUGGAACUGGAAACUUGUUUAAUGAACUUUGGGAGGAAUACUGCUUGGAAAGAGGAGCUCCAGGGCAACAACUUGAGAGAGUCGGUGACCUGUAGACCAGAGGUGUCCAAACUCCGGCCCGCGGGCCAACUGCGACCCGCGAUCCAUUUUUAAUUGGCCCGCAAGUAAUUUUACAAAUAGAAUCGAAUAUGGCCCGCACUUCAACUUUUGCUUGAGUGUAUUGCACUUCUUAGUUUUAACACCAGGGGGAGCUACUGUCGAUCAAGGCAGUUGCUCCACCAAAAAGGACAAUCACAGAAGAAAUUUAGCCCAAGUUACUAAACAUGGCAGAACCAAAGAAGCGAAAGGAAAAUUUCAGACAUGGUGGGAGAGUGAAUAUUUCUUCAAAGAAUUCAAGGGGAAGUGUGUCUGUUUGAUCUGCACUGAAAUUAUGGCAGUUAUGAAAGAGUAUAAUGACCAACGUCAUUAUGAAACCAAACAUCAGGCCUAUGCAUCCUACACUGGUGCUGAGCGAGAGCAGAAAUUAAAGCAAAGGGUAGCUCUCCUGUGGGGUCAGCAACAGUAAUUUUUUCGUGCUCAAAAGGUCCAGGAAAAGGCUACAAUAGCCAGCUAUGAGGUCGCCCAACUCAUCGCAAGACAUGGCAAGCCUUUUUCAGAUGGAGACCUCAUAAAACACGGCCUCGUUAAAGUCACCGAAAUAAUGCGCUCGUCAACAACGUCAGCAUGUCCACACCAACAUUGGUCUACGGCGUAGACCAAUGUUGGUGUUUGUUGCCAUGUUAAUACCAACUUUGUAUUACACACCGUUUGUUUGAGACUUGAUGGUGGAUCCUUCUUUUAUAUUUGCACCUCUUGAAGCAGUGUAGUCGUCUCGAUGUAGCUGAAACAAUUUAAGCACUACGUUUAUUUUGAGGCCUCUGAGUGGUUGGUGUUAUUUGGAGCAUCAUUUUGUUAGAGCACAACAAAACUGCUAUUUUAUCGUUUCGAUAUGUGUGAUGUAAAAGGUCAAAGUCAACUCAAGUGUCAACGUUGAUAUUUUCCCUUGUGAAUUAAAUAUUAACAGCUACCAGAAGUAUUUACAGAAUUCUUUCAAAGGCAGAGCAGUCACAGUCAAGCUGUCAGGACUCCGCAGAUGUGUGUAUGUGUGAAAUCAUCAAAUUCAAACCAAUCCGUCUCUUCACGCCCUGCUGCUUUUUACACAAUAUGAAGUAACGGCUCUCCCAGCAGCUCCCUGAGUCACAGUAAGAAUUACAAACACACGCAUACACACAAAUACAUGCACACAUGGUUAUCGCCCUUCCUUUUCUUCUCCACACAGUGGCAGGAAGUUGUCCAGAUAUCCGCAGGGCCCUCUGAAAAAAGAGCGAGUGAACAAAGUGGGCUGGGUGGUGGAGUUGGAAGGUGUCGGUGGCAGCGGUGAUGGGGAUUUGGUGACUUCACUCACAGUUAACUAUUCAUUCUGAGCAGCUACGGAAGAGCUACAGCGUCGUUUCAGUACGUGAAAUAGAGAGUCUCAUCUGAGCUUUGGCACAUCAGAAGCAGUUUGUAGUGGAGUAAUACCGCACAGCUGGACUGGAGGACGGCUUUUUGAGAAGAAGGGGCCAGCACCUGGUGACCGGGACGGCCUGAAGAUGAUAGCUCUGAGGACGUUUGUUCUUCUGGCACUGAGCUUGACAUGUCAAGGUGAGUUACCCCCCUUCCCCAUUCAAAGAAUUCCUUUUUCUUUUG